UUGCUAUUCAUUUGGUUCCGCCAUUUAUGUAAAAGUGCUUACUUAGAGGUGAGUUAUGUGACUGAUUUUAGAGCCUUAAAUUACGCUGGAAUUGGAGCGACCAUCGGGCAUGAAAUAACACAUGGAUUUGACGAUAGAGGACGACAGUUUGACGCCACUGGUAAUCUUCGUGAGUGGUGGGAUGAGGAAGUGAAGAAGAAGUUUGAAGAGAGAGCUCAAUGCAUGAUCAAGCAAUAUGCAAAAAUUGAGUUCCAACAAAAACUGCAAAUUAAGGUGCCCGGAACCGGUCUCAAUAUAAACGGAAAGCUUACCUUGGGAGAGAAUAUCGCCGAUAACGGUGGUGUGAAAUCAGCUUACAGGGCCUACAGAGCUUAUUUGCGAAGGCGUGGAGGUGAAGAGAAGAGAGUCAAAGGGCUGGAGCAUUAUAGCAACGAACAGAUGUUCUUUUUAGGAUAUGCGAUGAGCUGGUGUGGUCAUGCAACGUCGGACAAACUAAUCAAUUUUAUCCUCACGAAUGUUCAUGCUCCAGAGCGCUAUCGGUUCGUUAGAUUGGCUAAAUUAUUUCAAACUUUUAAGCCACUGUUUAGGGUAAACCAAGUGCUGGCCAAUCAGCCUGAAUUCGCUGCUGCCUUCAAAUGCAAGGUAGGCAGCGCUAUGAAUCCCAUUGAACGCUGCGCCGUCUGGUAAAU
This is a messenger RNA of Strongylus vulgaris, 689 nucleotides long. Lineage: Eukaryota; Metazoa; Nematoda; Chromadorea; Rhabditida; Strongylidae. The record is from the annotation of a GenBank genome assembly.